Puccinia graminis f. sp. tritici CRL 75-36-700-3 is the source of this 1326-nucleotide messenger RNA. RefSeq lists its product as uncharacterized. Lineage: Eukaryota; Fungi; Basidiomycota; Pucciniomycetes; Pucciniales; Pucciniaceae. The coding region runs from base 1 to 1326 and encodes 441 amino acids. The record is from RefSeq and is a predicted model, not a curated record. The transcript is spliced from 11 exons.
AUGUGGGGUUUUGGAUGGGUGAUGUGGGAUCACCGGAGACUGAAGAUGGAUGAUGGGGGCUCACCAGCCUCCACGGCGGGAGUGGGAGCGAGCAGCGGAGCUGUCCACGCCAGUGGAGGCCUAAAACAGAUGCGGCAAUCCCCGCGUGCUGAGUUUUCAAAAUUGGGCUUGAAACCCAGUUUUCUGUGCAUUUUUCUGCCUAUGCUCUUCUUCUUGCACUGUUAUCUAAUUUACUUGUGGCCCAAGGAGGUUAUUUUUGAAAAUGACAACUUUUCAACUGAAGUCGAGCUUUUUUGGUGUGUGCGAGUUCAUCAAACCGCUUAUGUGCAACUUCUAAGUUUUGGCCUGAUCAAUAAGAUCAGGCAGGUCUUGAAAAAUUUGAGACCAAACAUCAAGAAAGUUUUGAGGGAGCAUCAGGAUUUCAAAUCUUGUGAUGCUCCCACCAAAACAAUUGAAACUCAGCACCUGAGUUUGUCGACCUCUGGCCCAAGUCUCCCCUGCGGGGAGUUCCCUUCGGGAACCGCCUGGCCAGCGCUACGCUGCCAGAUGCGCCCGCCGCAGCUGGAGACUUGUGAUAAGUUCGGAACCCCCCUAAUGCGGCUUGUAGGUCUUAUAAUGAUGAGGGACAAGUCUCACUUUGGGCUUUGGCAGACAGUCCUCACCAAAAGUCGCAGGCAGACACCUUUGACAGAACUUGGAUCCGGUGAAGUAUCAAGACAUGUAAAAAAGUACCUGUUACAAGAACAAAGGCGAUUAAAACCGCAUGACAGGGAAGUGCGCAAGAUAGGAACCGUGGCUGACUGGAAUCAUGAAUCGAUCUUCCAGUUUGUGCCAGUGGGACCCGAGCUCUUUCGGGCAUGCCAUAUUUUUGGUUUGAUUAUCGUCAACACCCAAAGCUUUGCCAGGCUCAGUCCCAUUAACACCCACUUACGCGAAACAGAUGUGCUAGCCUUAUUUUGUGAAUGUGCGAAAGUCUCAACCUUGUACGGUACACACGCCUGCCUGUCUUGCAUAGGAUACGGGCCUGGUUGUGAGGUGACCCAUGUGGCUGGGCUUCUCUUCAUUCACUCGAAUCGUUACUCGCCAGGAACAUUCCCAUCUUUAAGGUUCGAGGCACUAAUUAACUCUAGACUGGAGGCCGCCAACUUCUCGUCCGCUUGUCGGGCUUGUGUGGAAGUAUUUGAAGCCGAAGCGGGAGUGGGGCAAGGCGUACAUAUCCCCUGCCAGUCACCUGCAACCUCGGAGGUAUCAAGCUCACCUGCUGGAACGACCGGACAAGCAAUCAAUCCCAAGUUCGGUUUCCCCCUAUCAUCUCAGCCAUCUUGA